Molecule: messenger RNA, 357 nt
Organism: Besnoitia besnoiti
Lineage: Eukaryota; Apicomplexa; Conoidasida; Eucoccidiorida; Sarcocystidae
Product: zinc finger CDGSH-type domain-containing protein
Exons: 3
Coding region: 1-357 (118 amino acids)
Cellular component (GO): intracellular membrane-bounded organelle
Molecular function (GO): 2 iron, 2 sulfur cluster binding
Source: RefSeq, a predicted model, not a curated record
AUGGUGUGGCAAGAGUGGUGGCCGUAUGACCCUCAGCCUCAGCCACAGACGACGAAUCCCUACCUCGUCAAUUGCGAGAAGGGAAAGGUCUACUGGUGGUGCUCCUGCGGGUUGAGUAAGAACCAGCCGUGGUGCGAUGGCGCUCACAAAGGCACCCCCUUCAAGCCUGUGAUGUACAUCCCGUCCAUCUCGGGGAAGAAGCUGCUGUGCGGCUGCAAGCACAGCGGCGCGAGGCCACUCUGCAACGGCACCCACAUGUGGGUGAAGUGCAACAACAACACUCCGCUGGCGUGCCUCGCCUCGUUCGGUGUGGCGUUCAGCUUCGGCGUCUUCAGCACCUACCUGAUGCAUGGCUAA